Molecule: messenger RNA, 705 nt
Organism: Schistocerca gregaria
Lineage: Eukaryota; Metazoa; Arthropoda; Insecta; Orthoptera; Acrididae
Exons: 3
Coding region: 1-705 (234 amino acids)
Source: RefSeq, a predicted model, not a curated record
AUGGUGGCGAGAUGGUGGCGAGGUAUAAGGAGGGAGGCCAGGGGCGGCACUCCAGGACGUGACAGUGGAAGAGGGGGAGGUGUAGAUGACAGUGGAGGUGGGAAGGCGCAGUGGAAUGGACAUAGAUGGUGGCGAGGUAUAAGGAGGGAGGCCAGGGGCGGCACUCCAGGACGUGACAGUGGAAGAGGGGGAGGUGUAGAUGACAGUGGAGGUCGGAAGGCGCAGUGGAAUGGACAUAGAUGGUGGCGAGGUAUAAGGAGGGAGGCCAGGGACGGCACUCCAGGACGUGACAGUGGAAGAGGGGGAGGUGUAGAUGACAGUGGAGGUGGGAAGGCGCAGUGGAAUGGACAUAGAUGGUGGCGAGGUAUAAGGAGGGAGGCCAGGGGCGGCACUCCAGGACGUGACAGUGGAAGAGGGGGAGGUGUAGAUGACAGUGGAGGUCGGAAGGCGCAGCGGAAUGGACAUAGAUGGUGGCGAGGUAUAAGGAGGGAGGCCAGGGACGGCACUCCAGGACGUGACAGUGGAAGAGGGGGAGGUGUAGAUGACAGUGGAGGUGGGAAGGCGCAGUGGAAUGGACAUAGAUGGUGGCGAGGUAUAAGGAGGGAGGCCAGGGGCGGCACUCCAGGACGUGACAGUGGAAGAGGGGGAGGUGUAGAUGACAGUGGAGCAGUUCUGCUUCCAGCAGUGCAACCAUCAACAAUAUAG